Microthlaspi erraticum is the source of this 753-nucleotide messenger RNA. The record is from the annotation of a GenBank genome assembly. NCBI's taxonomy places the organism in Eukaryota, Viridiplantae, Streptophyta, Magnoliopsida, Brassicales, Brassicaceae.
AUGUUUCCGGUGGUGAUGGUUUCGAAGUCAACAGAGAUGGCUCAAGCAUUCAAAAAUCAACAGAGAUGGCUUUUGUUUCUACUUCAUGCACGGACCUGCUGUAAACAGCCAGGAGAAGUGUGCUCAGACCGAAACUGCGUUACUGUUCAGAGACUGUGGAGUCACAUGAACAGUUGCGUUGAAACUCAGUGUGUGUAUCCUCUCUGUCAUCCCACAAAGGCAUUGAUUACCCACUACAAAAACUGCAAGGAUCUUCGGUGCCCCGUCUGUGUGCCAGUGAAGACCUACCUUGAGCAACAAGCUAAUAUGCGUGCGCAGGCCUGUUUAGAAACCGAAAGCAGUCAAGUGAACAAAGCUCUAGUAUCAAACGACUCCGUAUCCCCUCAUUGUCCUGAUAGUUUAGAUCUUGAGAAACUCCGAGAGUCCAUGCAAACGCUUGUUUUUAACAUGUUACAGCAACAACACCAACCAUAUCCGGGUGAUGAUGCAUUAAAGGCCAAGCAUAUGGAGGUUGCUAGACGCUUAGAGGAGGGUCUACUUAAAAUGGCAUUAUCAAAGGGCGAUUACCUGAACCAGUCAACCCUUGAAUCCCGCGUGACAAGCUUGAUAAGAGGCAAGAAAUCGAAUAACUGCGAUCAGAAUCAGCAAAAUGCUAUUUCUUCUCCGCUUGGAACAAUGAUGUCUGUUGAGAUAGGAGAUCAGUUGGAGACAGAGAUUGCAGAUUUUCUGAAGUCCAUGAGCCUUUACCGCUGA